UGGAAAGCCCAUUAGAUGUGCAUAUAAAAUUUCCCCCGUGAUUAAUAGUUGAUGAGGCAGGGUUGGUUGGAGGGUACUACCAACAUGUGGCCGGCAGGGCUCCUCCUCUGCAAUCUCACGUUACACUCCAUAAACUUGCCACUCUUUCCCACCUAUAUGUUUAAAAAGGAGGAGGGCUCACUUGUCAAGAAUGCCUUAGAAGAGUUGUGAAAACAGCCAGCCCGAGAAGGGGAGUCGUGCAGUUGCGGAUGCAGCUCUCCCGCCGAGCCACAAGCCAGUCAGAUCAGUGAGGGAGAGAAGAGGGUGUGUGAGAGCAGCAAGACCGAGGGGAAAGUGUGUGAGAGUGUGUCAGGACUAGAGGCUCCGAAGGACGUCACACACACUCCCCGAGAGAGAGGGAAACACGCUGUCACAGGAAGGCGUCUAUCCUCACGCGUUUUGGGCUGUGGAAGAGUCAACAGCCUCUGACAGAAGUAAGUAUUCCUGAGGUGGAAGAAGUGAGACGAUGGUGUGCAUUUAGUCAGCUGAAGUGGAUGUUUCUCUGACAGAGAUACACAUUUCCAGUCCUUACUUACUUACUUUCUGAAGGGGGGGUUUCCCUUCUCCUCAAAGGAAAAGACUUGUAAUAAGACAUUAAUCAAGAUUGUGUGAAGUGUUUUUUGCAUCACCAUGGAUCAGCCGGCCAGCAGCUGCAUGCGGAGCGCCCAUCCCAGCAGCCCGAUCUGGGGCUGCAUGAGGAACCCUCACUCAGGGGUCCCGGGAGCCAACCUGCAGUCGCCCUACCAGCAGGCCCCUUUCUCCCUGCACCAGAAGCCCGACUUCUUGGCCUACACAGACUUCUCCAGCUCCUGCCUGGUGCCGACCGCGCCGCACGCUGCCUACCCGCGCGACGACAGACUGUACCAAGAGAGCCAGGGGGGGUACCAGAGGGCCGACUGGCAGUUCAACCCCUGCGAGACGCGGGUGAGAGCGCCAGAGCCCUGCCCGCCCGUCGUCGCCCCCGUAGCGGUAGGUGGCGCCGGGAGUGGAGGGCCCGAGCUGGACAGUUCGGGGGGAGACAGGCUCCCAGGGGCCGUGCCCGGGUGCCUGGAGGGAGAAUACUCACCGCAGAGCGUGGCGUCGGCCGACUCCGACAAGAAGAGCUCCAAUAAGAGGAAGAGAGAUGUCACAGAUAUCCAGGAGUCCAGUUUUAAGGUUGACUCCAGCUGCAAGGCCCGUAAAGAGCGCACAGCGUUCACCAAGGAACAGCUGAGGGAGCUGGAGGCCGAGUUCACCUGCCACAACUACCUGACCAGGCUCCGCCGCUACGAGAUCGCAGUCAACCUGGACCUCACAGAGAGACAGGUGAAAGUUUGGUUUCAGAAUCGGAGGAUGAAGUGGAAGAGAGUGAAGGGAGGACAGUCGUCUUCGCCCAACGACCUGGAAAACGACGACAUAGACUCGGCGGCCUCGCCCAGCUCUGAAUGAACAAAAAAGGAGAGUAACUGGGGUUCAACUGGACACCGAUGCAGCUUAAUGCAACCUCGUUCUAAUGGAAAGCUGCAGGGUUCAAACAAGACUCUUUUUUUAAAUUCCCAGGAAGCAUCUACUUUGCUGUAAAUAGUUGAUUUCUGUCCAUAAUGAACUGCAUUUUCAUACACUAUUGAUAACUUCUCUGUACAGGAGCUGCCACCUCUUGUUGCAUUGACAGUGUUUAAAUAUUGGAGGUGAUGCUUAUGGUCAUUGUAGAUCAGUGACAAAGUCCAGACAGAAGCUUUAAGGCCAGUGGUGACAUAUGGGAGCGUGAUGUGAUUGUGGUUGAGUGCAUCUCUUCUGCUUCCAGUAUUGUAAUCACGGCCUUUUGACGCUUGACUACAACCACCUGGGAGAACUCAGACUGCACACGUGUUGCCAAGCCAUAAGUGCCUCCGAAUCAGAAUUUUUUUUUUUUUUUUUGUCAGUUUCUUUUUCCUAGAAUAUAGUGUUUUUUAAAUCUGUCAAGCAUUUUUUUUACUAUUCUUUUUUUUAUACAUGUUGAAUGUUAUUGAUAAAACACAGAUGUUGCCUGUUUCUGCAAAUAGAAUAAAUCAUCUGCUGCAAAAUGGAAAAAA
Centropristis striata (black sea bass) is the source of this 2090-nucleotide messenger RNA. RefSeq names its product mesenchyme homeobox 1 (gene meox1). Gene Ontology annotation, cellular component: nucleus. NCBI's taxonomy places the organism in Eukaryota, Metazoa, Chordata, Actinopteri, Perciformes, Serranidae. Gene Ontology annotation, molecular function: DNA-binding transcription factor activity, RNA polymerase II-specific; RNA polymerase II cis-regulatory region sequence-specific DNA binding. The record is from RefSeq and is a predicted model, not a curated record. Gene Ontology annotation, biological process: positive regulation of transcription by RNA polymerase II. The coding region runs from base 670 to 1467 and encodes 265 amino acids. The transcript is spliced from 3 exons.